CAUUUACGUUUCGAUCUCCCAAGUUCCCACUUCAUCGAAGACCCACUCCCCCCCCCAAUUUAAUCCAAAAGUCUCCGGCCAAGCAAAACAGUCCAUUUUUAGCUCGCAACUCCGAUCACCGUCUCCACCGUUCACCGUGUCCGCCCAUGAGUACUCCAGCAGUUCCGGGGGGCUCGGGUUCGUUUACUGGAUUCACCAAGCUAUGCAAGGGCUUAGCCGUUGUGCUAAUUGGCGGGCAUAUCUUGGUUCAGCUUUUUCCUGCGGUUGUUAACUAUCUUGCUCUUAUUCCAGCCAGGACAAUACCUUUUGCCUGGAAUCUCCUAACUGCUGGUUAUAUUGAACAGUCAAUAUAUGGGGUUGUUGUCAGCACAGUUGGCCUCCUGUUUGUUGGAAAGCUGCUUGAACCCAUAUGGGGAUCUAGAGAAUUUUUGAAAUUCAUCUUUGUAGUCAAUUUUCUAACUUCCUUAUGUGUCUUUAUCACAGCAAUUGCCCUGUACUAUAUUACACAGGAGGAAAGUUAUCUUUAUUUGCCUGUAUCUGGUUUCUAUGGGAUCCUGGCUGGAUUCUUGGUUGGGAUCAAACAAAUGAUACCUGAUCAAGAGUUGCCAGUAUUGAAACUAAAAGCUAAGUGGUUGCCAUCUCUUGCUGUUUUGGUAUCCAUUGCCAUAAGCUUUUGGACAACAGGAGCAGCAACAUAUCUCCCCACAAUAAUAUUUGGGACAUACAUCAGCUGGAUUUAUCUGAGAUACUGGCAGAGGAAACCUGAAGCAAAACUGAAAGGCGAUCCUAGUGAUGAUUUUGCGUUCUCUACAUUCUUCCCUGAACUUUUACGGCCAGUCAUUGAUCCAAUUGCAUCAAUAUUUCAUCGUAUGCUUUGUGGAAGAUCUGAAUCCCGUGACAAUGCUGAGGACUAUACUGCUGCAGGCGCCCCGCUGCCCGGUUCAGAUCCCAUUGAGGCAUCUAGAAGAAGAGAAAGGGGAGCCAGAGCUUUGGAAGAGAGACUGGCAGCUGAAAGAUUGGCUGCAGCCAGAAGUGCUCAAGAGUCGGGAAAAGAUGCAACAGAGAAUGUGUGAUUGAUUGAUUGAGAUUAUAUAUGGUCAUCUGAAAGGGUCUACGUUUGUUGAUUAACUUCAUGAACAGGUCCUUUUCUUUAUUCUGAGAUGCAAUUUUGUUUUGCAUAUUCCUUAUGUGGUCCUUUAGUUAAAAAAAAAAAAAGAACAAAAACAAAAUGAUGCUUUGUUUGUGCUUUUUUGCAGCACUGGGGAUUUAUAUGUAUACAGCCCGAGAUAUAUGAGUAGAAUUUCGUCCCAAGUUUCUCCUAAGAUUGACUUUGAAAUACUCUCAAACGUGUUUAUAAUGAUUUGAUUUAUAAUCAAUUUUGAUGGUAUGAAAA
Cucumis melo (muskmelon) is the source of this 1393-nucleotide messenger RNA. RefSeq names its product rhomboid-like protein 19. Bases 147 to 1073 code for a protein of 308 amino acids. The transcript is spliced from 8 exons. Gene Ontology annotation, cellular component: membrane; Golgi apparatus. NCBI's taxonomy places the organism in Eukaryota, Viridiplantae, Streptophyta, Magnoliopsida, Cucurbitales, Cucurbitaceae. Gene Ontology annotation, biological process: retrograde vesicle-mediated transport, Golgi to endoplasmic reticulum. The record is from RefSeq and is a predicted model, not a curated record.